This is a messenger RNA of Teleopsis dalmanni, 3542 nucleotides long. Its product is annotated as protein aubergine-like. Gene Ontology annotation, cellular component: P granule. Gene Ontology annotation, biological process: regulatory ncRNA-mediated gene silencing. The transcript is spliced from 11 exons. Lineage: Eukaryota; Metazoa; Arthropoda; Insecta; Diptera; Diopsidae. Gene Ontology annotation, molecular function: protein binding; piRNA binding. The record is from RefSeq and is a predicted model, not a curated record. Bases 108 to 2951 code for a protein of 947 amino acids.
CGACGCUAAUCAUUCAAUGCUGUCAUAGCUUUCUUUCAUACUGAACCGCGAAGAUCAUCACUUCAUACAAUUUCAAACAUUUAGUUAAGUUUUAAUACAUCUUUAAAAUGCAACGCGGAAGAGGCUCGGAAUAUAGAGGUGGUGGAGGAGAACGCGGAAGAAGUUCUGAAAAUAGAGGAGGAGACAGAGGUAGACGUGGAGGCGGUAAUGGUGGUGGCGGCGGCGGCGGUUAUCGUGGCAACCGCGGUGGUGGUGAUGGUGGCGGCGGCGGUUAUCGUGGCAACCGCGGUGAUGGUGGCGGCAACCGUGGCUGGCAACCUCGCGGCGGCGGUGGUGGCCAACGUGGUGGUCCACGCGGUGGUGGAGAACGUAGCACUGGCACGUAUCGUGGGCGCGGUGAUGGACUUGGCUGUUAUCCUGCCUCUGAAUCAUCUAGUUCUGGUGGUUUGCCAUCAACAGCAAGUUGGGGACGUUCUCAUCAGUCUGAUGAGUCCCUUUCUAGUGGAAUUAUGAGUGGUUCUUCCAGUUCAAACGUUGGUCAAAGUCGUGACAACACUGAGGCAACAACUAUUGCUGCAAUUGACCAAUUACGUGGAGGUGUGCGGGGUAAACGUGUUUUAACUGACGUUAUACAACACACUCGACCAGUGUCGUGCGUAAAUAAACAAGGUGCAGUUGGUCGUCCAGUUAUGGUUCAGACUAACUAUUUUCGUCUAUUAAAAACACCGGAAUGGGUUAUACAUCAGUACCGUGUUGAUUUUGCACCAGAAGUCGAUUUGUUACAUGUACGUCGUGGAAUGAUAGGACAGCAUAAAGAUUUGUUUGGAGGUUACGUUUUUGAUGGUACUUUGUUAUUUUCAACACAAAAUUUGAAAAGUAUAAUGGUAAAUGAUGUCCAUGAGAUACUAACAAAGGAUCGUGCAGAAAACACAGUACAAAUUAAAAUUAAACAUGUUGGCAUAGUAGAGUCGACUGACAUGCAACAGAUGCAAGUACUCAACUUGAUUUUACGUCGAUCUAUGGAAGGCUUGAAACUACAACAAUUGAAUCGAAAUUUCUUUGAUCCAGUAGCUAAAAUACGCAUUGAGAAUUUCCGUUUGGAAAUUUGGCCGGGAUACAUUACCUCGAUUCGUCAGCAUGAGCUGGAUGUAUUGAUGUGUGCUGAAAUCGCACAUAAGGUUUUACGCACUGAUACAAUUUACAACAUUUUGACUCAAUUAGUGAAAGAGUCGUCAGAUUAUCAGAACGCAUUUAAGGCAGAAGUAAUUGGCAUGGUAGUAAUCACUGAUUACAACAACAAAACAUACCGUGUGAGUGAUGUAGAUUUUGGUAUGUCGCCCAGAUCCACUUUCAAACAAAAGGAAAAAGAUGUCACAUUCGCAGAUUACUACAAACAACGUUACAAUCUCACAAUUCGCGAUUUGAAUCAACCUCUCUUGAUAUCGAAGCCUACCGAAAAAAAUAUUAGAGGUGGUCAGGAUGAUUUAAUAAUAUUAGUUCCAGAAUUGACACGUGCUACUGGCCUGAAUGAUACUAUGCGUGCGGACUGGAGAUUAAUGAAAGCAAUACAUGAGCAUGCUCGUUUAAAUCCAGAUCGUCGUAUUGAGCGUUUGAGAGUUUUCAAUGAACGUUUGCAGCGUUCGGCGGAUAGUAUGAACGUUAUGAAAGCUUGGGAUGUAACCCUGGAUAAAAAAUUACUUGAAGUUCCUGCUCGCGUUUUGAAUUCAGAAAAAAUAUUGUUUGGCCGAAAUGCAAAGUAUGAGUGCGAUGAAAAAGCUGAUUGGUCUCGUGAAUUCCGAUCCAAUCAGAUGUAUGCACAAACGGAUAUUAAACGCUGGUUCGUAAUCGUUACUGGACGAAAUGUACGUGAAGCUCAGAAUUUCGUCAAAACGUGUCAACGGGUAGCUGGCGGCAUGAAGAUGCAAAUUGAUGAACCAAACUAUAUCGAAAUGAAGGAUGACAGAAAUAAUUCUUAUGCUUCAGCUAUAGAUGUUGCUGCAUCUCAGGAUCCGCAGAUCAUUAUGGCGGUACUUUUCAGUCCCAACGAAGAAAAAUAUGCUGUAAUUAAGAAAAAGUGUUGCGUUGAUAGAGCAGUUGCUUCACAAGUUGUGACUAUGAAGGUUAUUGCACCACGCCCAGAAAAGUCGGCUGGUCUAAUGUCAAUAGCAACGAAGGUUGUCAUUCAAAUGAACGCUAAAUUGCGCGGAAUUCCAUGGAUGAUUGAUAUGCCUAAUCUUGGUAUUAUGACAUGCGGUUUUGAUGUAUGUCAUUCAACUAAAAAUAAAAAUAACUCAUAUGGCGCAUUUGUUUCAACAAUGGACAUAAGGAAAUCUUCGAGAUAUUAUUCAUCAGUCCAAGAACAUGUAAAAGGCCAAGAAUUAUCAAAUUAUUUAACGCUAAGUGUAGCGAACUCUUUACGAGCAUAUCUGGAGGAGCAUCAAUGCUUGCCUGAACGUAUAGUAUUUUAUCGCGAUGGAGUUGGUGAUGGUCAGCUGCACCAAGUUGUAAACCAUGAAGUUAAAGCUCUAGUCAAUAGAUUAGACGAAAUAUAUAGUAGCAAGGGAAGUGCACCACCACGCUUUGCAUUUAUAGUUGUAUCCAAAAGAAUCAAUACGCGAUACUUUCUUAAAGGUCGCAAUCCUCCACCUGGUACCGUUGUGGACGAUAUUAUUACUUUACCAGAGCGUUAUGACUUUUAUUUAGUGUCGCAGUCUGUAUUCCAAGGUACAGUCUCUCCUACCAACUAUAACGUUAUACACGAUACAACAGGCUUCAAGCCAGAACAUAUUCAAAUGCUUAGUUACAAAAUGACUCACAUGUAUUAUAAUUGGGCUGGUACCUGCCGCGUACCUGCAGUGUGUCAAUAUGCUCAUAAAUUGGCAUUCUUGGUAGGUGAGAACAUCAUGCGUGCUCCAUCUACUGCACUCGAGAAGAAUUUAUAUUUCUUGUAAGAAAUAAAAAAAAACAUUCUGUAUAUAUAUAUCUAUAUACAUAUAUAUAUAUCUAAUAUUAAGUACAUUUUUUCUUUAUAAUUCCAUUUAAUUUUUAUUUUAUAUUAGUUGACGGCGCUAAAGACGCUUCAAAUUUACUUUUUAUUUAAUUUGUUGCACACUGAGGUAACAUAAGUGCUAAAAUAAUACCUCAUACUUGAGUUUAAUGAACAAACUUUUGCUAACUAUUUGCUUUAAUUUGAAUAUUUUUUUAUAAAAAACAAAACAAAAAACAAAUGAAAUAUCAAAAAUUUGAAUUUAAUUCAAACAAAAACAUUUAGAUUCCAUUUUCGUUUGGUGUACUUUACCUCACAACUCGAAUGUUGUAGAUAUUUUUCCUAUGAGGACAUUCCAUAUGUUCCUGAAAUAAUUUACCAAAAUAUGAAUCUGUUUUUGUUUAAAGAUUUUAUAGAAUAAGAAUAAAUAUUAUCGUAUCCAUUAAGUUUAUUUUUGCGAAUUGAUUUACUUUUAUAAAUUCAUUAUAAUUUUGUAAAUUCAAUACACUUUUUUAUUAUCAUUACAUUUUAUAAAUUUUUUGAAUAAACUAUUAAC